Molecule: messenger RNA, 1230 nt
Organism: Aaosphaeria arxii CBS 175.79
Lineage: Eukaryota; Fungi; Ascomycota; Dothideomycetes; Pleosporales
Exons: 1
Coding region: 116-967 (283 amino acids)
Source: RefSeq, a predicted model, not a curated record
UCCAAACAGUCUACUACAUUUCUUUCCUCUUUCUUCUUUCCUAUUUUCCUUUAUUUCCUAUCCUUUUAUUUUCUAAUAAAGAAAUCGGAAAACCCCAAUCCACAAUCUUUUCAAUAUGCAAUUCUCCACUCUCUUCCUCGCUGCUCUGUCCGCCACCGGCUCCCUCGCCGCUCCUCUGCAGUCCCGCGGAGCCAGCAAUGAAGUCCGCGUCGCUCUCUCCAACCAGGCCAUCGAACUAGGUGUCCAAAACACCUUCGUCGACGGCAAGCGAGAUGUCAAGACCCCAUCUUCCUCUGGUCCCUUCCAGACCGUCGAGCUCCGCCUCGGACCAAAGGUCAAGAACCCCAAUCUCCGCUGCCAGAUCCGCGACCAGCAGAACAAGCCCAUCACUGUCGUCCGCGGCGCCAACGUCGACAUCACCUUCGCCGACGGCGGAAAGGGCCCCUGGACGCUCAAGAAGACCGCCAAGGUCUCCUCCAUCAUCUGCGACCCAGCCUUCAAGCAGGGUUCCGCCCGCGCCGCCGCAGUCCCCAGGGCUGAAUCCGAGGUCGAGGUCGAAGAGGAAGUCGAGCAGUAUCUCGAGGAAGCCGACAUCGACGACGAGGAGGAAGUCCCUACCCUAGUAGCCCGAGCCAAGGACACAAAGGUCCGCGUCCUCCUGCAGAACACCGCCGCCGAGCUCGGCGCAACGACAACCUUCGAUAACGUCAAGGGGCGUGCCAGCAAGCGUCCCACUGCUUCCAAGGGCCCCUUCACCUCCGUCACGCUCUCUGUCGGUGCCGGCGCAAAGCAGGAUCUCAGGUGCCAGAUCCUCGACAACAACCGCCGCCCCAUCAAGGUCAAGCGCGGCGCCAACGUCGAUACCACCUUCGCUGAUGGCGGCAAGGGCGCCUGGACUUUCCUCGAGCCCAAGAAGAGCCAGGUCAGUGAGAUCAUCUGCGAUCCCGCUUUCAAGAAGGCUGCUUAAGUGAAGUCUUCUCUUCCUCCUCUUCUUCAUUUCUCUCCAGAGCAUGCUUUGGAGGCCCUGGUGGGCAACGUCCUACUUUGACGAGUAGCAAGGAAUUGGUUUGGUUUGUCAAUUUUUUUUGCAUAGCGGAUUGCAUUGCGGGCAUUUGGGACUUAUUUGUUUUUCUUCUUUUUGGCAGCUUAAUGUUUUUGAAGGGGAUGAUGCAUUAUUUGUUGUAACUAGAUUUACCUUCUUCGACACUCGUUCAUAAACUUGAAAUAAAC